GUCGCUUGUCAGAUUCCCCAAUAGGCUUUUAUUUUCUCAAUUAUUUCAGUACUGGUCCAAUACAGUUUGCCGUUGCUAAGCAAGCAGUCGACAAUAACACAUUUGUUCAACUAACCUCGUCUUUAACCUAAUAACUUUAUAGGUACGCGUACAAUACGAGUUAUAAAAAAAUGUAUAAAAAAACUAAUUAUGAUUACGUGAAAAAGUGUAGAGCUCUGAAGAGGUUAAAACGCGACUCUUCGACAUCAUCGAAAUCAUCAUUAGAGUCCGCUGUUGAUUCUUGGAGCCUCAAGAAAAAACCUUAUAGCAUAGACAGGAUUGAUAAUUUAGAGUCGACUAAGACUACGAUUUCUCGUGAUAACAGUGUUUGCAGUAUCGACAGUUUGCAGUGUACGAAAAGUGAUGCUGAAAGUAAUAUUUGCAGUGUUGACACUUUAGAUUCUGCAAAAAGUAAUAAAAUUGCAGUAACUGAGAAAUCUCACAAUAUAAAGAUAGAGAUCGAAUGUCAAGAUAAAAAUAAUCUUACUUUGAAGGAAAAAUUACAAGACUGGUGCGUUAAUAAUAUAUUUACAUUAAGGAAUUCCACGACGUCUCAACUCUUGAAGAUUUUAUACUCUGAGGGACAUGACGAGUUACCAAGAACAGCCGAAACUUUACUUAAAACGAAGAAAUUUACAAACGAAACAAGAAUUAUAAAAACAGCUAAAUUAAAUAAUGGACUAUAUACGUAUUUUGGAAUCGCCGAAGUUUUAACUCUGAUGAUAGAUCCUGAAAUUUAUAAUGAUGAUCAAAUCGAAAUUUUAGUUAACAUAGAUGGAAUGCCUAUAUACAAGUAUUCAGACAAACAAUUUUGGCCCAUAUUAAUGAAAAUUUACCAUAGAGAUUUUUUAUGUAAACCUGGAAUAGUUGCUCUUUAUUGUGGCGAUUCAAAGCCGUACUCCAUUAAUGAAUAUAUGCAUGAUUUCGUUGAAGAAACAAACAAAUUAAUGGAAAUCUGCGAACAGGGAACAUUAUUUUCCUCUGCAGGAUCGCGGCGUUAUGAUGGGUUAUUGUGUUAAUAAUUGCUGCAUUAUGACAGCCUGCGAAUUUUAUAUGUAAUUUAUGUAACACUAUGUAAAUUAUGUAUUUUCUGGAUUUCUGGAAUUCUGGAAAGAGGAAUAGUUAUCUCUAAUAAACAGUAUACUUUUGAUCUGAAA
Messenger RNA from Nasonia vitripennis (jewel wasp), 1196 nucleotides. RefSeq lists its product as uncharacterized. The record is from RefSeq and is a predicted model, not a curated record. Bases 171 to 1058 code for a protein of 295 amino acids. The transcript has 3 exons. Lineage: Eukaryota; Metazoa; Arthropoda; Insecta; Hymenoptera; Pteromalidae.